AAGGCAUUUCCAUGCAUAAAUAACAUAACUUAAUAUUUAUGAAUACAUAAAUAUGCCCAAAAAUCCACAUAUUUGAGUUCGACAAAAUGUUUGUCGCAAAUUUUGCACCAAAAAACAACGAAAUAAACACGAUAAAAUCAACUUAAAGUUAAAUUUCAGCCACAAACAUUGUUAGGCGCAGCAAAAGUAAUAAAUAAAAAAUACAAAAAUUGACAUCCCUGCAAAUAAAAUGCUGCUGCUUGGCCUCUUCAGCCACCUGCUAAGCAGUGGCAAGUUUUGGACGACGCGGCGCACAAACGCCAGUCAACACAUGGAUAUACGAUUUGUCUUCGUAAUAUUUUUUCUGCUCAAAUGGUCACAUGCACAAGGUUCACAUCCGCCACGGAUAGUCGAGCAUCCGAUAGAUACGACGGUGCCGCGCCACGAACCGGCGACACUUAAUUGCAAAGCAGAGGGCUCACCAACGCCCACAAUACAGUGGUUUAAGGAUGGUGUGCCGCUGAAAAUACUGCCCGGAUCCCACAGGAUUACGCUGCCGGCAGGUGGCUUAUUUUUUCUGAAGGUUGUAAAUUCGCGUCGCGAAACGGAUGCUGGCGUCUACUGGUGUGAGGCGAAAAACGAGUUGGGUGUGGCGAGAAGUCGAAAUGCGACGCUGCAAGUUGCCGUGCUGCGCGACGAAUUCCGUCUGGAGCCGCAGAAUACACGCAUAGCACAGGGUGACACAGCGCUGCUGGAAUGUGCCGCACCACGUGGCAUCCCCGAGCCGGCGGUGUCAUGGAAGAAAGGUGGCCAGAAAUUGGAUUUGGAUAGCACGAAGCGUAUACGCAUCGUCGACGGUGGCAAUUUAGCCAUACAGGAUGCACGUCAAAGUGAUGAGGGUCAAUAUCAAUGCAUUGCCAAGAAUCCUGUGGGCGUACGGGAAUCUGUAUUGGCGACGCUCAAAGUGCACGUGAAACCAUUUAUCAUACGUGGCCCACAUGAUCAAACGGUAUUGGAGGGCUCAUCGGUGACGUUUCCUUGUCGCGUUGGCGGUGAUCCAAUGCCAGAUGUUUUAUGGUURCGCACAGCAUCCGGCGGAAAUAUGCCAUUGGAUCGCGUUAGUGUGCUUGAGGAUCGUAGCCUGCGUCUAGAGCGCGUCACAAUCGCGGAUGAAGGUGAAUACAGUUGCGAAGCUGAUAAUGUGGUCGGUGCGAUCUCCGCCAUGGGCACGUUGACAGUGUUUGCACCUCCCAAAUUCAUACAGCGUCCAAUAAGCAAAUCCAUCGAACUCGGCGCCGAUACUUCGUUCGAAUGUCGGGCAAGUGGCAACCCGCGUCCCACACUCUUCUGGACCAUUAAAAAUAACCGCACAAUCAUAUUUCCGGGYGCGCCACCACUAGAUCGAUUUCAAAGCAUUAACACCGAAGAGGGUCACUCAAUAUUGACGCUGACGAAUUUCCAACGCACCGACCGCGAUUUGGUUGUGGUUUGCAAUGCCAUGAAUGAGGUUGCAACAAUAACGGCACGCGCACAGCUAACACUCGACUCGCAAGAGGACCGCCCACCGCCCAUUAUAAUUGCCGGCCCGGUUAAUCAGACGCUACCUGUCAAAUCAUUAGCCACCUUGCAGUGCAAGGCCAUUGGAUUGCCGAAUCCGACUAUUUCCUGGUAUCGCGAYGGCAUACCCGUGCAUCCGAAUGCUAAAGUGAACAUCACAGCGGCCGGCGAUUUGAUAAUUUCCGAUUUGGACCGCAAAGAAGAUCAGGGUUUGUACACCUGUGUGGCGAGCAGUCGCACUGGCAAGUCCACAUGGAGCGGUUAUCUGCGCAUCGAAGUGCCCACCAAUCCGAAUAUUAAAUUCUAUCGUGCACCCGAACAAACCAAAUGUCCCAAUGCACCCGGUCAACCCACCRUAUUGAAUGCAUCCGCCAAUGCGCUUACUAUUGUCUGGCCGACCAGCGACAAGGCGGGCGCCUCACCACUACUCGGCUACACGGUUGAGAUGUAUUCAACGAAUAAAAGUAAGACAUGGAUACCGAUAGCGGCACGCUUGACUGAACCCAUUUUCACGGUUGAAGGCCUUAGUGGCGGUGCGGCGUACAUGUUUAUUGUGCGCGCUGAGAAUGCACACGGUUUCUCGCCGCCCAGCCCCAUUUCGGAGCCAAUUACGGCGGGCAAAUUGCUCGGUGCCGGCGACGGUGGCGUUGUUGGUGGUGGCGGCGCAGGCGGUACAGCCACUUCGGAGCUGUUGCUCAAUGAAGCGGAAGCUGUGCUGCAGACCAACGAUUUGGUCGAACUACUCGAGGCCAAUGCCACCGAUGCGACGACGGUGCGACUCGCUUGGGACAUUGACAGCGGUCAGUACAUUGAGGGUUUCUACAUUUACGCGCGUGAACUACACUCGGCCGAAUACAAAAUGAUGACCAUAUUGAAUGCGGGUAGCGGCGCGUCGGCGUGCACGGUCAAUGGACUGGAGAAGGCGAGCAUGUAUGAGUUUUUUCUUGUGCCAUUUUUCAAGAGCAUCGUAGGCAAACCGUCCAAUUCGAAACGUGUGCGCACCAUGGAAGAUGUGCCCGAGUCGCCGCCGCAUGCUAUGGAGGCCAUACAAUUCAAUCGGACAUCGGUGUUCCUCAAAUGGCAGCCGCCCUAUCCGAAUAAGACACGAAAUGGCAUUUUGACCAACUACAAUGUGCUGGUGAAGGGUCUGGACUCGCACAAUACCACACGCAUUUUCAAAAAUAUGACCAUCGAUGCCGGCUCACCGACAUUGCUGUUGGCCAACCUCAGCACCGGCGUUACAUAUUACAUUUCCGUUGCGGCCGCCACCAAGGUGGGUGUGGGCCCAUUCAGCAAGCCGGCUGUGCUGCGCAUGGAUCCACGCACACAAUCGCUCGACACCGGCUACACGAGGUAUCCCAUCAAUCGCGACAUUGCUGAUGAUUUUCUAACACAGACCUGGUUCAUCAUUCUGCUGGGCUCCAUUAUAGCGUUAAUUGUGUUUCUCUUCGGCGCUUUGGUGCUCUUCAAACGCUAUCAAUUCAUUAAGCAAACAUCGUUGGGCAGUUUACAUGGCAAUCACGCAAUCGGUGCGGUGCGCAAAUUUCCUACGCUACCGUUAAAUGCCAAUGGUGUUUGGAUCGAUCCGACCGGCGGUGUAUGGCGUCAGGCUAGCAAUUGCACAACAAAGGACCAACUUCCGGAUUACGCACAAGUCACCGGGCAGCAAACGUUGCCGUUACCCGAUUAUGAACGGCUGACACCGCUCAACAUGCCCGAUUAUGCUGAGGUUGCAUGUUCAACAUUCAAAACGCCCAACGGCCCACUGGGACACGUAACGCCGAACGGAAAUGCACAUGCCAUAUUGCAGCAAACAUCCGGUGGCAAUGGUGGUGGUGGUGCUGGUGCAAACAAUGUGCCAACCAUCGGUGGCAUACACAAUGGCAAUGCGCUCUAUGAUAGCUGCGGCGCGUAUGCAACAACGAAUUUGGUGGCGAAUGCCAAACUCUAUCAGAAUCGCUAUGCCACAACCGCGAAAACAACAGCCGCUGUGUCAGCCGUCGCCGCCAACGGUAAGGCAAUGCGCCAAUUGAGCAAUGCCAACGGCAACAAUAACAACACUAGUCCAGCGCAUAAUAAACACGAUGACUAUCGCGCCGCUGGCAUGUAYUCGGCGCCACCCAGCGCGCACUAUGCCGGCCUCAUCGAUUUGGCCGCGUCGAAUCCCUUCAAUGACAAAAUGACCGCCUCCACCGCGUCUACGGCGAUUUUGAGCGCCUCACCAGCGAAAAGCGCAAGCAAUAAGAAAACCGACGCGAAGAGUUUGUACGGUGGCAGUCAGCAAAAAAUCAAUAUCACCGAAAAUAAACUGGAUCUCAUGAGCAACAUCAGUCGCAUUUCGCCCACACCGACCAAUGGCUCGUCCGGCUCAUCUGCCGCCACCGCAUCCAGCUCCGCGGGCAGUGAUAGUGUGAGCUCAUCAUCCAAUGCGCUUAUGCCGCGCAUGAAUCCCUUCAACAYUGGCAACAUGUGUGCCACCCCCAGCAGCGGCAAUGCUAAUCAACGACAACUACAACAACAGCAAUUGCUUGCCGCCAGUAAUGCGUUGCGGCAGGGACUUGGCGCCUUUGCCAGCACCACAUUGGCCGCACAGAUGGUAACCGGCGGUGGUGCGGGCACGCUGCGCCGCCAGCGUCAUCCGAAAAUAUUCAAAAGCGAAAACAACAUUAACUUUGGCAAUCUAUAUGGCAGCGGCAAUAAUGCAACUUCCAGCAAUAAUAAAUCACAAUUGCUCAUUAACCACAUCGGUGGCGGCGGCGGCGGCGGUGGCGCUGGCAAUGCGCUUACACUUAGCGCCGCCACAAAUAGCAGCAGCGCCGCGCAUUUUGACUUUCUCACAGGCGGCGAAAAUAGCGCGCUAAGCGAUGGCGGUGGCGGUGGCGGCGGCGCAGCACUAACUAAUGCGAUCAACGAGGCGGCUAGCGAUUUUGGCGCCGCGCUUAGCACAUCAACGAAUCAACUGCUCAAUGAUUGGGCUUCCAGCGCCAGCGUCGCGGCUGAACAUCAAACCAACACACAUGCACCGGCGUUUACGCAAUCGCCAGCGCAUCACCAACCACCGACGAAUCAACAGCCACCACACCAACAAAACUACAAUCACAGCUUUGGCAGCAAACAGCCGAGUAAGCAGCAUUUGUACGUGAAGGCGAAGGAUGGCUCGUGGUCCACCGUCUCCUCGGAUGCAUAUCAAUCCUACCAGCAGCAGCAGCAGCAAGCGCUGACACAAGGUGAUAAGCCACAACAACAACAACAACAACAGCUACAGCAGUCGCUAACAACAGCAAGUCAUAGCAGUAAUUUUAAUGCCAGCAAUAAUAGUUGCAUUAGUAGUAGCAGUAACGGUAGUAGUAGUAUUAAUAGUAGUAGUAAUAAGGCGGGCGCCGCUCAGAAGAGCUUUGAUAGCUGCUUAAAUGAAUUCAACGCGUCGCUGCAGAAGGCUAGCGCUAGCGCUAAUAACAGUAGUUGUAAUUACAGUAAUUUGCCCGCCGCCCAGCACACACCCACACAUACACAGCAAGCCGCAGCGCAAUCACAGCCAACGRCAACAACAACAACAGCGAAGUAUUUUACGAGCUACGGCAGCAGCGAUAAGGUGUAAAUCAUGAGGMGUUUACGCGCUUUCGGUUCGCUGCACUUCCACAUUCCUUUCUCUCCACUUCAAKCGCCGAAUUUGUAGGUGGCGCUCACUUUCCUAAUUACAAAGCGCAUUAAUGUGUGUCAUUAACGCGGCGCGCACUCAACGAUUUGAGGACGCAAAACUGGUCAGCGACUAUGGGCGGUGUGUGUUAGAGCUCAAAUUAGUGGCCGGCAGUCUAGUUAAGAACAAGCUGAGAAGCUGAGGCGGUAAAUAUUAUAUAUAUGUAAUCAGUUAGUUAAAAAUUGAAGUGAACUACGAAGCUGAAGUGAAGUGAGUGUAGUUGUUGGGGGUUUUGGUGCAUAAGUUUGGCGGAAACGGAAGUUAAAUGCAGCAAGCCAUUGUAAAACUAACUAACUAUAAAUAUCGCAAGUUAUAGCAAAUAUAUGAUGCGCACAUAAACUGUUACGAUCCUUAUGGUAGUGAAGCUAGUUAAACGAUAUCACGAAAUAAAAAAGCAAAAAAUAUUUUUAAAAAUGCACGAAAAUUCGAAAACCCUACACGAGUAAUAUAAAUAACAGAAAUAAAUCCAUAUUAGAAAUAGAACGUUUCAUAACACAUAUAUCCGUGGAAUACUGUAGUUAUAUGUGAGGGAAAAGGCACUAGUCCUCAAUUAAACCGCCUAAACUACAAUGCMUCCUUAAACACGUUUUUGCUCKUGCUCUUUCCCGAUAAGCUUUCAWUUAAACAGYUGGGAAAUUAGACACUUCMAGAUUCCAGUCUAGUCUGCRUAACUUUUCUAUAGUAUAAUUCCAYAUAGUACGCACUAAUAUGAAAAAUAUCAGCAGAAUCCGUGAUUUUGUUUUGAGCAGCUUGCUCCAUGGAUUUUAAUGAUACAGGGUUUGUACGGAAAGUAUAUGACUUAUUUUCUUCCGCCACGACUAUACUUCGGACGCGACACGACUUCGUACGGCAACUGGAAUCGAGCGGCUCGUCUCUUAUUUCCGAGCACCUGGUAAGGCAGGACAAAUAUUUUCGCGGGACGCGGGACGUUUUUCCGUGAGUGGAGAAAUCCAAAAAUGCAAACAACAACCCGGCUCACACCGCCUUUCUUGUGAACAGCUACUUAACCACGGCCGGCAUCCCAAUGACUUCGCACCUGCCCUACAGCCCAGAUGUGGUCCCCGGACUUUUGUUUUGUUUCCUAGGCUGAAAAGGCCGAUGAAAGGCAAGCAUUUUGAGACGACAGAGGGGAUCCAAACAGUCUGAGUCUCAGCUCUCAACGCUAUUCCGGAAAACACCUUCCGUGACGUCUUCAAUGCUUGGAAAUUGCCCUAGCAGCGCUGCAUCGACGCAGAAGGUGCCUAUUUUGAU
This is a messenger RNA of Bactrocera latifrons, 6484 nucleotides long. RefSeq names its product roundabout homolog 2. Lineage: Eukaryota; Metazoa; Arthropoda; Insecta; Diptera; Tephritidae. Gene Ontology annotation, biological process: cell-cell adhesion; axon guidance. The coding region runs from base 230 to 5134 and encodes 1634 amino acids. Gene Ontology annotation, molecular function: protein binding. The transcript is spliced from 12 exons. Gene Ontology annotation, cellular component: axon; plasma membrane. The record is from RefSeq and is a predicted model, not a curated record.